AGUCUCCAAUGCAAACCACACUGUUAGUCAGCUGGGGGGGUUGGGGGGGAGUCUUGGAGGCCAGGUGAUAUCUUACUUGUGGAGAUGACCUCUGAGACCCAGCUGGAGCCAAAUAAAGACAAAUUCAAGGUCCCAAAGGAAGUCCUGGUGAUUGAUGCAGAGCAGGAAGCGCCCUAUGGAGCCUGCAGGCCCUGGUGCCCAGUGUCCAUUGGGCUGGGGGUGGGGGGUAAUGCCAGAAGGGGCGGGGCUGCACGGAGACCCUAAAAGCGGGCACAGGCUCCGCCUCUGAUUGGAGUUCUGUGAGAGCCACUCGACCUCGCCCUGGAGCUGCAGCUCCCAGCAUGGUCGACCAGCCCGGUGCUGUGGUCCAGGAGGACCCAUGGAUGUCCGCGCAGGCCCUGGACAGGCUGCUGAAGAUGCCGCUUCCACUGCCACGGAUUCGCACCCGGCCCUGGUGGUUUCCUGCGCUGGAGCUGAGAGACCCAUUGGUGUUUUACCUGGAGGCAUGUCUGGCUGACCCCAUCUUCGGCAAAAACGGAGCCAUGAUUCCGGAAAUAGAGUGGAUGAACCAGGUCCUGCUGACGGUGGAAAAGGUGAACUCCGGGAGCUUAAUCGAAAUCACUGUUUUCGGACAGCCCCGUGUCCAAAAUAGGGUGAAAAGCGUGCUCCUCAGCCUGGCAGCAAGGCACCGGGAGAACCGUGCCCGAGAUAAGAAGAUAAAACAACUUGAGAAGUUCUUGAAGGCCCAUGGGUCACCUCCCCCGACUCCCCAGUCUGCCGGUUCUGGGUCUCCUGUUGCAUGAUAUUGGCAGGAGCAUUAUGAGAACCGACCUGCUCCUGCUCCUGCUCCUGAAGUUAAAAGAAGCAAGUGUCCUUAAAUCUCAGCUUCUUUCUUUCUUUUGCUGGAUGGAUGGGUGGUUUGGUUUUUCUGAUGCAGAUGUGAGUGCAGUUGUAAUAAAAUGAAUUUCCUUUUUGUCCACUGAAAUAAAAAUCUUUGCUCACUUAAA
Messenger RNA from Myotis myotis, 1007 nucleotides. It is a transcript of the gene OOEP, whose product is annotated as oocyte expressed protein. NCBI's taxonomy places the organism in Eukaryota, Metazoa, Chordata, Mammalia, Chiroptera, Vespertilionidae. Gene Ontology annotation, molecular function: RNA binding. Gene Ontology annotation, biological process: embryonic pattern specification; establishment or maintenance of apical/basal cell polarity. Gene Ontology annotation, cellular component: apical cortex; protein-containing complex. The transcript is spliced from 3 exons. Bases 342 to 803 code for a protein of 153 amino acids. The record is from RefSeq and is a predicted model, not a curated record.